Prosopis cineraria is the source of this 1936-nucleotide messenger RNA. Its product is annotated as probable 26S proteasome non-ATPase regulatory subunit 3. The record is from RefSeq and is a predicted model, not a curated record. The coding region runs from base 226 to 1689 and encodes 487 amino acids. NCBI's taxonomy places the organism in Eukaryota, Viridiplantae, Streptophyta, Magnoliopsida, Fabales, Fabaceae. Gene Ontology annotation, cellular component: proteasome regulatory particle, lid subcomplex; proteasome complex. Gene Ontology annotation, biological process: regulation of protein catabolic process; ubiquitin-dependent protein catabolic process. Gene Ontology annotation, molecular function: enzyme regulator activity. The transcript is spliced from 9 exons.
UGGUUAGGGUAGCUAGGACAUCCAGAAGUGUAUUCAGCUUCGAUAUUUUUCAUGCUGGAGUUUGUAUGGUCGUAAGUCUUGACUUGGAGAAAAAGAAAAGAAUGAUACAUAGAAUCAGAAGGAAGAGUUGCUGAAACCCUAAACUGCCUCUCUUCACCUGACUGGAUCUGGACCUGUGAGGGAAAUAAAAGUGUCAGGUGACUAUUUCGUUGAUAAUUUUUCAAAAUGACUCAAGAUGUUGAGAUGAAAGAUCACACAACCCCUUCGCAUUCUGUUUCUUCAGCUGUUCCAUCUACUCUGCAGCAUUUGAAGGAGAUAGCAUCCCUUAUUGAGACCGGUUCGUACUUUAAGGAGGUUCGUAGAAUUGCUCGUGCUGUUCGCCUUACAAUUGCGUUGAGGCGCAAAUUGACAGCAUCGGUGCUCUUAUCUUUUAUCGAUUAUGUUGCUUGUCCGGGUUCUGAACCUCACGCCAGAUUGUCUGUCUAUCUUCCCGAGGAAGAUUCUCAUGAGAUGGAAGUAGAAACGGCAACAUCUAUUGUUCAACCCUCAGCUAAGCACUUAUUGCCUGAGAUAGAGAUGUACUGUUACUUGCUCGUUCUACUUUUUCUGAUUGAUCAGAAGAAAUAUAAGGAGGCCAAAGCUUGUUCCUCAGCAGGCAUUGCCCGGGUGAAGAACCUUAACAGAAGAACUGUUGAUGUUAUCGCAUCCAGAUUGUGCUUUUAUUAUUCAUAUAUUCAUGAACUCACUGGAGAUCUUGCAGAAAUUCGGGGUAACCUUCUUGCAUUGCACCGGAUUGCCACCCUUCGCCAUGAUGAGCUUGGUCAGGAAACACUUCUUAAUUUGUUACUUCGUAACUACCUCCACUACAACCUGUAUGAUCAGGCGGAGAAGUUGAGGUCUAAGGCACCACGAUUUGAAGCACAUUCAAACCAGCAGUUCUGUCGAUAUCUCUUCUAUCUGGGGAAAAUUCGGACAAUUCAGUUGGAGUACACUGAUGCAAAAGAGUCUCUCCUACAAGCUGCUCGAAAAGCUCCAGUAGCAGCGCUUGGUUUUCGUAUUCAGUGUAAUAAGUGGGCUGUAAUGGUGCGUUUGCUGUUGGGAGAAAUACCUGAGAGGACCAUGUUCAUGCAAAAAGGAAUGGAGAAAGCUUUGAGGCCGUACUUUGACCUUACAAAUGCUGUUCGAAUUGGAGACCUGGAGCUAUUUAGGAAUGUUGCAGAUAAGUUCGCUACUACUUUUAGUGCUGAUGGAACUCAUAAUUUGAUUGUUAGGUUGCGUCACAAUGUCAUCAGGACUGGUUUACGGAACAUUAGCAUUUCUUAUUCUCGUAUCUCGCUUGCUGAUGUGGCACAAAAAUUAAGGUUAAACUCUGCAAAUCCCGUUUCAGAUGCUGAGAGCAUUGUAGCCAAGGCCAUCAGAGAUGGUGCAAUUGAUGCAACAUUGGACCAUGGUAAUGGGUGUAUGGUAUCUAAGGAAACGGGAGAUGUAUACUCCACUACUGAGCCUCAAUUGGCUUUUAAUUCUCGUAUUGCCUUCUGUCUCAACAUGCAUAAUGAGGCCAUCCGUGCGCUGCGUUUCCCGCCAAACACACACAAUGAGAAGGAAAGCGCUGAGAAGCGAAGAGAAAGGCAGCAGCAGGAGCAAGAACUAGCUAAGCACAUUCAAGAGGAGGAGGAUGAUGAUUUCUGAGAAUGAUCGUGUUCUAGUCAUCUCAGUUGUUGUCAGGGUAUUCAUUUCUAACUCUGCUCUUAUUUCUCCCUCGGACGAGGUCCAUAAUUUCUAUUAACAUAGAAGAUGGAAUUCUGUCCUUGGUUGAUCUGGCAAAUGUUGAAAACUUCUCUGUUUUGCUUCUAUUCAUGGUGAUAAACUAUGAUUAUCUGUUCGCUUUUGCUCUGUGAGGUUGAAGGUAUCUGAAACUUGAUUCAAUUUGCUCCAA